This is a messenger RNA of Odontomachus brunneus, 2610 nucleotides long. Its product is annotated as probable cytochrome P450 6a20. The transcript is spliced from 9 exons. Lineage: Eukaryota; Metazoa; Arthropoda; Insecta; Hymenoptera; Formicidae. Bases 859 to 2382 code for a protein of 507 amino acids. The record is from RefSeq and is a predicted model, not a curated record. Gene Ontology annotation, molecular function: oxidoreductase activity, acting on paired donors, with incorporation or reduction of molecular oxygen; monooxygenase activity; iron ion binding.
CUCCUUUUCGUGAAGUUUAGUACCGCUAGGCGUUUGUACGUAUGCACAUCCAAUGUGUGAUUAUCAGCGAUUUCAUACAGUUUUACAAUUGUGACAAAUAUAACCCGAUCUGUACCUAGUGAUUAAUAAAGAAACUGGUUUCGGCAUUAUUUUCUUCUACAAAAUAAAGCAUCGCUCUGUGCAAUAAGGAGUAUAAAAGUAAAGUGUAAAAGAGCAAAAAAAGCAUUAGUUGUAAUACUUGAUGCUUGUUUUUCGUUUUGAAACUAUAAAUCAAAGAAACUUACGUAAGAUACACAUUAUCAUCUACAGUCCAUACAUUGUACGUAGUAUAUAUCGGACGCGUACAGUACCGUCAAAAACUUUUUAGAUACUUUUCCGAGACACUGAACUGUCAACGGAUAAUAUGCCGGGCAUUAAAAGUUACGCCACUUACAUCGGAAAAGUUGCAGAGUGUAUAUGCACGGAGAAAACUAAUUUUACUCUUUUAGCAAAAUCGUCGUUGCUACUGCAUAUUCAUAGUGACACCAAAAAAAUUUAAUUGACGUAUAUCUACGUCAAAGAUACGUAUAGGCGCAGAUAUAAAUAAAAUUGUUAGUGCAAUUUUCCACCAUGGUGAAAGUAUAAUUAAUGGAUAUUAUACAAAUGUGCGUAGUAAGCAUGCAAAAUGGGUCUCAAUUAAUGAUUCCACAAUAAAAAAAAUGCAGUUAGCCACGAAAUUCCAAAGAUGCAUACAUUUUCUUUACUGAAAAAUGUAAUAAGAUUUGUAUCUAAAUAAUCUAUACAAAAACCUGUGAGAUCAUCACAAACAAUUUUCUUUACAAAAGAAAAAAAACGCCGAAGAAAAAAUAUCAAUACAAGAUGAUAAUUGGGAUAACAAUUGGCCUUUUCAUUGCUAUCCUUACACUAAUGUAUGUUUAUUGCAAAUACGUGCUAUUCAAUUUCUGGCGAAAAAACGGUGUGUUUUAUGUCGAACCUGUUGUACCAACUGGUAACAUAAGUGAUUUGGUAACUGGAAAACUAUCAAUGGGCGAAUUAUUUCAAGAUGCCUAUAUGAAAUAUAAAAAUCAUCAUGUUUUUGGAAUGUACAUGUUUUUCAAACCAAAUCUGGUAGUCGCCGAUCUCGAUCUAAUACGAACGGUGCUGACAAAGGAAUUCGGGAGUUUCCAUGAUCGUGGGUUUUAUUGUAACGAAAAAAUCGACCCAUUGUCUGGUCAUUUGCUUUCCUUGUCCGGGAAAAAGUGGAGGAACUUACGCGUCAAAUUGACGCCAACCUUCACAUCGAGAAGGAUGAAGCAAAUGUACACAGUUGUGAAAGAGUGUGGCGAAGAGUUGACGAAGAGUUUGGAGAGUAAAGCUCGCACAGGAGAUUCUAUCGAGAUCAAAGAUACAUUUGCAAGAUACUCGACGGACGUAAUUAUGUCGGCUGCAUUUGGAAUAAAAUCCAAUUGCCUACUUGAGACAAACAACGAAUUUCGCUAUUGGGGAAAAAAGGCCACCGAAAUGAACAGCAUUUGGGCUGCUAUCACCAUGUUUGUUCCAUUUAUUAUGGAAGCUUUUUCCAUUCCCACCACGGAUCGCGGUGUUGAAAAGUUCUUCACGAAAUUAUUUCAAGACAAUGUAGAGCACAGGAAAGCUCACAACGUUGUCAGACACGAUUUCAUGAAUCUACUCAUACAACUCAUGGAGAAAGGCUACGUGGAACCCGAUGAAAGCGAAGAUGCCGCCGAUGUAUCGUCUAACAAUAACAAACUCACCAUGCUGGAGGCGGCCGCGCAAGCUUUCAUAUUCUUCUUGGGCGGCUUCGAGACAUCGUCGACCACGGGGACGUUCUGUCUGUAUGAGUUAGCGGUACAUCAGGAUAUACAGGACAAGCUUCGUCAGGAAAUCAACAUGACGUUGGAAAAGCACGGUGAAUUGACUUACGAUGCUGUGAAUCAAAUGACAUAUCUGCACAAAGUAGUUCAAGAGACUCUACGGAAGUAUCCACCUCUACCUAUCUUGAAUCGUAUCUGCACCAAGGAAAUAGUCCUCCCAACGACAAAUGCUCGCAUUCCGAAAGGCACCAUGAUUACCAUACCAGUGCUCGGAUUACAGCGAGAUCCGUCAAUAUAUCCGGAUCCGGAUAAAUUCGAUCCUGAACGUUUCAACGCGGACCAAGUGGCGGCGAGGCAUCCUUACGCUUACUUAGCUUUUGGUGAAGGACCACGUAUCUGUAUUGGUUCAAGAUUUGGUAAUUUGCAAACGAAGGUUGGGAUUAUAAGUAUGCUGUCCAAAUUCAAGUUUAAGCUGCAUCCCCAAACUCCAAUACCUCUAAUUUAUGAUAAAUCAUCAUUUACACCUGCAGUCAAGGGCGGUUUACAUCUUACUAUUGAAUCGCUAUAAACUAAUCGCGGUCAUGCUUUUAGAUGAUAAAAUAAAUCCCGAAUAUAUCUUAGAGCCGUAUAUUAGUUAUUAACGCCAAAAGGGGAAUACUAUGUAUUCUUCUAAUAAAUGUUAUUAAAAAAUAUUAAAUUCCAUCAAAUAUUUUAUAUAAUUGAAAGUGUCAUGUACAUAAAAUAUUCGUACAAUAAAAUUUGUAGUAACACAAUCAAAUAUAAAAAGUUGAAAAUG